Messenger RNA from Sinocyclocheilus grahami, 1440 nucleotides. RefSeq names its product zinc-binding protein A33-like. Gene Ontology annotation, biological process: protein ubiquitination. Gene Ontology annotation, molecular function: zinc ion binding; ubiquitin-protein transferase activity; protein binding. The transcript has 6 exons. The record is from RefSeq and is a predicted model, not a curated record. NCBI's taxonomy places the organism in Eukaryota, Metazoa, Chordata, Actinopteri, Cypriniformes, Cyprinidae. Bases 46 to 1440 code for a protein of 464 amino acids.
ACGAUAAAAGCUUUUAGUUUUUUAGCCGUAACUACAGGGUAGAAAAUGAGUCAGAUUUCAGAGGAGGAUCUGCUGUGUCCUGUGUGCUAUGAAAUCUUCACUGAUCCUGUGCUUCUGUUAUGCAGUCACAGUGUCUGUAGAGCUUGUUUGGAGGAGUUCUGGAGCUCCAGAGGAUUUCAGGAAUGUCCAGUGUGCAGGAAAAGAUUCACAGGAUGUCAGACACCGCCUAAUCUUGCACUGAGGAACGUGUGCGAGUCGUUCUUACAGAAGAGAGGUUCAUCUGAGGUGUUCUGCGAUGUGCACGGAGAGAAACUCAAACUCUUCUGUCUGGAUGAUAAUCAUCCCGUGUGUUUGGUGUGCAGAGAUUCAGAGAAACACCUGCAUCACACAUUCCGACCUGUUGAUGAAGUUGCACCGCUUCUAAAGGAGGAAUUGAAGACUUCAUUGAAAGAUUUACAAGAAAAACUCAAGAGCUUUAAAGAAAUAAAACAAACAUUUGAUGAUGCAUCACACCACAUUAAGGCUCAGACUCAGCAGACCGUGAGAUGCUUGCAGGAGGAGUUUGAGCGGCUUCAUCAGUUUCUGCGAGAUGAAGAGAUGAUCAGAAUAUCUGCACUGAAAGAGGACGAGAAUCAGAAGAGUCAGAUGAUGAAGGAGAAGAUUGAACAAAUAGACAGAGAGAUCGAAUCUCUUUCAAACAAUAUUGGAACCUUAAAAAAUGAUUUAGACGCUGCCGACAUGCCCUUUCUACAAAACUUCAAGUUCUCAAAAGAAAGAGCCCAGAUCACACUGCAGGAUCCAGUGAUGCCUGCUGGAGCCUUGAUGAAUGUGGGAAAAUACUUGGGGAACCUGAAGUUUGAAGUCUGGAAGAAGAUGAUGCAGAUAGUUCAACUCACUCCUGUCACACUGGACCCCAAUACUGCACAUCCUCUGCUGUUCCUGACCGAUGAUCUGACCCAUGUGAAAUCCAGUGCUGAUGGACAACAGUAUCCAGACAAUCCAGAGAGAUUUGACUAUUAUCGCUGUGUGCUGGGCUCUGAGGGCUUAAACUCUGGAACACACUUCUGGGAUGUGGAGGUCCAAAACAACACAUGCUGGUCUGUUGGAGUAACCACAGCAUCUAACCAGAGAAAAGGAGGCGUUUUCUUUGAAACUGAAGUGUGGCGUGUGCGUUACAUGGCUGGUCAGUACACGUCACAGUCACCGUUCAAGCCCCGCAUGCAUUUAACUGCUGAUGAGCGACUGAAGGUGAUCAGAGUUCAGCUGGACUGGGACGGAGGAAAGAUUUCAUUCUCUGAUCCUCUUACUAACACACAUCUGUGCACUUUCACCAGUACAUUUAAGGAAGCAAUAUAUCCGUUUCUCUAUAGCAGCUGUACAGAUUUCCCACUCACAGUCUUACCCGUCAAACUGAGUAUCAAUGUGAAGUGUCCUAAAUAA